CUCGACUGGCAUUUCUUUGCUCGAUUAGAUCUUCUGAUGGAAGCGGACGAAACAAUGCUUGCACCGCACUCGGAUUUGGUCGGAGGCUCUCUGCCAAUUGAAGGUUUAAAAUUUCAUCAAUUUAACGAUUUUCACAUUUUCUAUUUAAAAUUGCUUAAUCCAUCUAAAAAGAUUUGAUUUUUGUGGUAGUUUGGUGCAAUAAUUUUUUAUUGGACAUGUUUAAUAACCAUUUCGUUUUCUUAUUUGAUUUUAAUUUUUAUAAAAUCAAAUAUAUGUUGAUUUUCUUGUAUCACACGAAAAGUAGUUAUUAAACGAACCUUAAUUAAUUGAAUUAUUUUUAUGACAAUAAAAAAUAAAAAAUGAAACGAUAAUCGAAUUUUUCUUUGCAAUUUUUUUUUUUUUUAAUUUAUGGUGUUUGUGUGUGUUGUUAGCAGCGGAAAUGGAGGACCUGGAUCCUCCACCCGUAGAUUUCACUUGGAAAAUUUUCAACUUUACUAGCCUGAGCGCAGAGAAGAUCUACUCUCCUGUCUUCACUGCUGGUGAUUAUAAAUGGCGGAUACAAAUGUUUCCAAGGGGAAACAAUGUGAAGGGGUUGUCCCUGUUUUUAGAUGUGGCGUAUUCUGAGACAUUGCCACACAAGUGGUGUAAAUGUGCGACGUUCAGCUUGACUGUAGUUAAUCAAAUCGAUAGCACAUACUCAAUAGAACGGGGCACAAAACACAUGUUCAAUGCAAGAGAGAGUGAGUGGGGAUAUUUAUUUUUCAUGCCUCUUGAUGAGCUUUAUGAGCCUAGCAUGGGCUAUCUGGUGAAUGAUACAGUCGUGAUUGAAGCUGAGAUACGGUUGAAUAACGAACAAAAAGAGGAAGAGGAAAGAAGAGAAAAGGUUUUAGCAAACCUUUAUACUCUUGUUAAGGUUGCUCGAGAUGAGGACCUGGCAGAACAGAUUGGAAGGGAUUUCCAUUUUGACCUUGUAGACCAUGACAAAGUCCAAGGUUUCUUCAUUCCGAAAAAGCAUCCCUUUUUUGCUUUCAAGGAGGUGGUGGCUAAAGAGUUUGGUAUUCCAGUGCAAUUUCAGCGCUUCUGGUUUUGGACUACUAGACAAAACUUCACAUAUCGCCUCCAUCGACCAUUGACACCUGAGGAAGAAUCACAAACAGUUGGACAACUGGUAAAUGUACCGCGUGAAUUUCACCUGCGGUUAGGGGACUAUUCAGAGCUAAGAUUGUUUUUGGAAGCAGAUUUUGGGCUGGAUCUACGUCCUAUUCCUCUGCCUGACAAAACCAACGAAGAUAUCCUUCUUUUCUUUAAGCUUUAUGAACCAGAGAAACAAGAACUACGUUUUGUUGGUAGGCUUUUUGUGAAGCUGGAUAGUGAGCCAAUAGAAAUUUUAUCAAAACUAAAUCAAAUAGUCGGUUUUUCUCCUGAGGAAGAGAUUGAACUUUAUGAGGAAGUAAAAUUCGGGCCAAGUGUAAUCGGUGAUCAUAUUGACAAGAGGACCUCAUUUCGAUUAAGUCAGUUUCAAGACGGGGACAUUAUAUGCUUUCAGAAAUCCACUACACAUGAAUUUAAUCAAGAUUAUAAAUAUUUUGAUGUCCCUUCGUUUUUGGAAUAUGUACGCUUUCGCCGGAUCGUUCAUUUCCGUUCUUUGGAUAAACCGACAGAGGAUGAUUUUAUUUUGGAGUUGUCAAGGCUAGACACUUACGAUGAUGUGGUGAAGAAGGUGGCUGGAAAAAUUGGUUUAGAAGAUCCUACCAAAAUCAGACUCACUGCUCAUAGCUGCUAUUCUCAACAACCUAAGUCUCUACCGAUCAAUUAUCGGGGAGUAGAGCAAUUAAAAUAUAUGCUCAUCCAUUACUAUCUAGUAUGUGAUAUUCUGUAUUAUGAAGUCCUAGACAUCCCGCUGCCAGAAGUGCAAGCCCUAAAAAGUUUGAAAGUUGAUUUUCAUCAUGCUACAAGAGAUGAGGUCCGUAUUCACAAUAUUAGAUUGCCCAAACACAGCACUGUUGGGAAUGUGAUAAAUAUACUUAAAAGGAAGGUCCAGUUGUCUCAUCCAAAUGCAGAGAUCAGAUUGCUUCAGGUUUACUAUCACAAGAUAUAUAGGGUCAUCCCAUGUAGUGAAAAAAUUGACAACAUAAAUGAACGGUGCUGGACUUUGCAUGCCGAGGAGAUUCCAGAAGAAGAGAAAAACUUGGGUCCUCAUGAUUGCUUGAUUCAAGUUUACCACUUCACAAAAGAGACUGCAGAGGACCAGCUGAUGCAAGUAAACAACUUCGGGGAACCUUUCUUCCUGAUCAUCCGUGAAGGUGAAACUUUAGCUGAAGUUAAAGUACACUUACAAAGGAAAUUGCAGGUCCCUGAAAAUGAGUUCUUGGAGUGGAAGUUUUUAUUUGUGUCAUUUGGUUUUAUAGAGUACUUGCAUGAUUCUGAUGUUGUUUCCAGCCGUCUUCAGAGAAGAGACGUUUAUGGCCGUGCAUGGGAGCAGUGCCUUGGGCUGGAGCACUCGGAAAACGCAACUAAGAGGGCUCAGCUAAGCGGUGCAGGAAAAGAGCUUGGCCAACACGAAGACAUCAAUGCUCGGAUGGGAGUGGCCGUGCAGAAAUGUCAAAAGAGAAGAUAUCUUGGCCAUCAUGAUGCAGAACUCGACGCUGGAACUGGCCCAAGUUAAGGCAAAUCAAGCAGAGCCAACGACGAAUCAAAAUACUGAAGUAGAUGAAUAGAACCUGUUAAGCAAAGGUUUGCAGAUACCUCAUGACAAUCCGAAAGCUCCAGUCAGGCAGGCCAUUUUGACAGAACAAAAUGGGUGUCUUAGUUGGAACCUGUGUUGUUGUACAAUAUGAUCUGAAAAAGUACUUUUUAAGUUUUAUGAACUUUUGCUUCUGUGAGUAGCCAUUCUUGGCUCAAAUGUUUGUAUGAGUGUGCAAAGCAUAUACAUAGAAACGAUGCCGUUCUUCUCUGUUAUGUUCAAACAAUAUUUACAGCAUGUAUCAGUAACCCAAGUAUUAUUAUGUGACCCUAGUUGGGUUUAUCUGGUGAAUUAUAGUCUUUACUUCUAAAUUUAGUUGGAGCAUCUCCAAUGGGAGAUUCAUGAUGCUUUGAAAUGGGCAUUUUAUAUAUUUUUUUUGUUGGCCAUAAAACUCUUUAGUAAGGAUAUGUAAAACACCCAUCUUGGGCGGAAUAUGCAAAUAAAAAUAAAAAUUUUAUGUUUUUUUUAUUUUUAUUUUUAUUUUUGACAUCUUUUGGAGGUGAAUCCCGCCAGAAAUGGGACUCAAACCUUAAAUCUUGUAACAACCCGUCCCAGAAUUGACGGAACGGAAGUGCAUUUUCGUAUUUCAAUCCACUUUGGGUUGUAA
Pyrus x bretschneideri (Chinese white pear) is the source of this 3350-nucleotide messenger RNA. RefSeq names its product ubiquitin C-terminal hydrolase 12-like. The transcript has 21 exons. Gene Ontology annotation, molecular function: protein binding. The record is from RefSeq and is a predicted model, not a curated record. Lineage: Eukaryota; Viridiplantae; Streptophyta; Magnoliopsida; Rosales; Rosaceae. Bases 440 to 2665 code for a protein of 741 amino acids.